AUGACUAGUCUCACUCAGAGGCUCCUGGACAAUUGUCUGGAACACCAUACCUCUUGUGGGCCGUCUUUCACGCAACAGAAAGACGCAGUAGAGCUACCAUCUCGGAUCAUAUCCCUACAAGAUGAUAAUGGGGUUCUUUCAACCAAACUUGUAGAAACAAAAGGCUUGAAAGGCACAUACUGUGCGUUGAGUCACUGCUGGGGAUCUGAAGAUAAGCACCCACUGAAGACUACCGGGCAAAAUAUCAGCAUUCAUCUUGAAUCCAUACCAUGGAACCACCUACCAAGUACCUUUAGGGAUGCUCUCAACUUGGUCAACGCUCUCGGACUUAAGUAUCUCUGGAUCGAUUCACUUUGUAUCAUACAAGACGACAAAAGAGACUGGGAACACGAGGCAAGCAGGAUGGCAUCAGUUUAUCGCAAAGCCUUCCUCGUAAUUGCAGCUGUGAACUCCAAAGACUCCACCGAAGGCCUCGCAGGACCUCGACCUCACCUCUCACCGCCGAUGACUUUCCGUUGCCCCAUCACCAUACACAACGGUUCUGAUCAAAGCAUUCAGCAGGUCAACAUACUCCAGACAUCAGUUAAUCCGAAUUCCGAAAUACGAGGUCCUUUGCGAAAAAGAGCUUGGGCUUUUCAAGAGUGGUACCUUGGUCGGAGAAAGGUCUUUUUCACGUCACAAGACGUCAAGUGGAUCUGCAACGAGGAAGAAAUGAACGCACGUGCACACUGGAUUGAUCUAGGGCUUUAUGAAACCAAUUCUUGGCUACAUUGUCUGAACGAGUACUCGAGGAAGAGGUUGACGAUUCCAUCCGAUCGUAUAAUAGCUCUCCUCGGGAUCGUGGCGGAGCUGCAGGAGCAAAGGAACGAUUCUUUCGCCACUAAACUUGGUGUUUGGGAAGACAAUCUUGGGGAGCAGCUUCUAUGGAGACAUACGAAGGCGCCAUGCUAUGACUUUCCCGGCCUUCCAUCUUGGUGUUGGGCUGCCACUGGGGGAGCGAAACACUGGGUGAAUAAAAACUCCGACGAUUGUCUCAGUCCAGCUGUGGUGAACCGUACCACGCAAACCAUCAAUUUGACGCAGUCUGGCUCUCUGAAAGCCUCUGGCCUGCUGAUCAGGGCAACAACACCAUCAUCGUGUUUCCGAGAAUGUUGCCUGCCUAAACCCUCGUGCAUCGAUUCACUUGAGGAUGGCAUAAGGCCGGGCUACUGCGGAAAAAAAGACCACGCAGAGAGAUUUCCAGUAUAUCACGUUGGCGGUACGCACAGUAUACUUGGCAUUGGCGCCUUCGACAACUGUGCAUACCCUCCGGAAUAUUUUUGCUUCAUCCUAAGUUUCGAAAAGCGCAGCGUUUUGGACCCAUUGUAA
Messenger RNA from Colletotrichum gloeosporioides, 1368 nucleotides. RefSeq lists its product as uncharacterized. Bases 1 to 1368 code for a protein of 455 amino acids. The record is from RefSeq and is a predicted model, not a curated record. The transcript has a single exon. Lineage: Eukaryota; Fungi; Ascomycota; Sordariomycetes; Glomerellales; Glomerellaceae.